UUGCGCGCGCGUACGAGCUUAAUGAUUUACACCAGAUUGUUUGUCUGCAUUGACAUUCUUGCCGUCGGAAAAAGUUCUAUCUCAGAUAAAACUGCUUUUUCGGUAUUGUCUUUAAAAGCGAUUCGUUAUUCAGUUUUUAAAGAUCUAAUAUAUAAAUUUUCAACGAUGGCAGACAUGUCCAUAAAUAUUGUUACCCCGCGAAAAAUGUCCUUUGGUAUUAAUGGAAAAUUAAAUGGGUUGGAAAGUAAAACACCAUUUUUAAUCGGAGUUUCAGGUGGUACUGCCAGUGGAAAAUCAACUGUAUGUAAACGUAUAAUGGAAAAACUAGGGCAAGUAGAUAUGGAUCACAUGCAGCGACAAGUAGUUUGUAUUUCACAAGAUAGUUUUUAUCGAGAUUUAUCACCUACCGAAAAACUUAAAGCUGAGAAAGGUCAAUAUAAUUUCGAUCAUCCAGAUGCAUUUGAUAAUGAUUUGAUACUUCAAACUUUACAAGAUAUACUGGCUGGGGUGAAAUGUGAAAUACCAGCUUAUGAUUACAGAACAAACAGUCUAAUGAAGGAUCAGAUUACAACAAUCUAUCCUGCGGAUGUAGUGUUAUUUGAAGGAAUUUUAAUAUUCUAUUUUCCUAAAAUACGAGAAUUAUUUCACAUGAAACUGUUUGUUGAUACCGAUUCAGAUACCAGAUUGGCUAGGAGAGUGCCAAGAGAUAUAAAAGAGAGAGGAAGAGAUUUAGAUUAUGUAUUAAAUCAAUAUAUGAAUUUUGUCAAGCCUGCGUUCGAAGAGUUCUGUCUUCCUACCAAAAAAUUUGCUGAUGUCAUUAUACCAAGAGGUGCAGACAAUACAGUGGCAAUAGACCUUAUAGUGCACCACAUCUGGGACAUUUUGCGUUUGAAAAAGGCUGAAAACUCAUCCGGGCAGCAUCCAUACUUCUACCAACAUAAGCGUUCCUCGACUUCAUCCGAUACACUCACCAGAUGAUUUAAGCAUAAUAUGCUCACUUAUAAAAACUAUGUCUCUAUAUAUCAUACAUUUGUGUAGAAUCGAAUUUUCAAUAAUCUUUUAAUUUUUUUCUUUUCCUCUCUUUCUCUCUCUUUUUUUCUUUCUUUCUUUCUUUCUUUCAUUUUUUUUUUUUUUUUUUUUUUUUUUUAACAACUUAAUCCAAUCCCCCUUCUAUACUCUCAUACAAAUGUAUUACAUUUACACUGAGCAACCAAAAAUAUUGCUUCUAGUGUGUAUGCAUUCAUUCAACUCUGUGGAUGAAAUUAAUUUUACGCUGUUCCUAAAGCAUGAACAAAAUACAUAAUUAUAUGAAGUA
Osmia lignaria (orchard mason bee) is the source of this 1315-nucleotide messenger RNA. It is a transcript of the gene Uck, whose product is annotated as Uridine-cytidine kinase. Gene Ontology annotation, molecular function: ATP binding; kinase activity. The record is from RefSeq and is a predicted model, not a curated record. Lineage: Eukaryota; Metazoa; Arthropoda; Insecta; Hymenoptera; Megachilidae.